Molecule: messenger RNA, 620 nt
Organism: Schistocerca piceifrons (Central American locust)
Lineage: Eukaryota; Metazoa; Arthropoda; Insecta; Orthoptera; Acrididae
Exons: 6
Coding region: 51-593 (180 amino acids)
Cellular component (GO): membrane
Molecular function (GO): growth factor activity
Source: RefSeq, a predicted model, not a curated record
GUAAAAGCAAGAACUUCAAUCAGAGUGACCAACACAUAUUUACUGAAGCCAUGCAGAGUACUAUCGUCAUUUUUGUUGUCUGUUUUUGGUCUUUGUGCUAUGCACAACAUUGUCCACAGUAUGCUGAAACACCUGAAUUUACAGAUACAGGUGCAGCACACUGUUCUACUGAAACUCAUCAGAAAGACUUCAGCGAUGUUGUGAUAAAGAGUUUGUGUGGAAAACCAAAGGAUGUAAUUAUUGAUAUUUUAUCAGAAGAUAAAUCAUACACUUAUUUACCUUCAAAAGUAUCUGUGAAAAGAUGUGAUGGACAUUGUCUGACGGGCACAAUAUGUAUUCCAAGAAAGAAAAAAAUGACACCAAUUGCAGUAAGACAUAACGAACGAAACACUGGUUAUGUAACUUGUGGGUACGUGCAAAUAGAAGAACAUGUCUCCUGCAAAUGUGGUUGUCCAGUAAUGCCAGGUGACUACAAUGACUUACAGGAAUACAGUGCAAGUGACUGUCUGUGUAACUGCAUUAAUGGCAGGAAGCCUGAAGACUGUGUUAAGCCAAAGGACAUGUGGAAUAUGGAUAAAUGUGAAUGUGAAUGAAUAAACAAUGAAGAGUCUUUAAACUGA